GAAAAAGAUCCGACUCAACAGAAAGAUUCAUUACGCUGUUUCAGAGCAAGAGGGGCUUCACGGGGCGAAAUAGGCGGCAUAUAAUGGAAAGUGAACAGGUUGGGGUGUUCGCCCUCUAAGUAGAGGAUCGUCCGAUUUAAUUCGACAUUAUUUAAUGGAGUUAAAGUCCAGGGUGUGUGACUGACGCGUCCGUACAGAUGCUGGCGGCUCCGGUCGCGCCGGGGGAAGGAGAGGUUUUAGCAUCGUUAGAUUUGUUGUUAUUAUAAUCAGCUGACCGGGGCUGAAAUCGCUCCGUUCGCUGUUUUCUAGAAAGCGGCUAUGAGCGCUUGUCAGGACAAAACGUCGUUGAGUUGUUCGCAAAGCAGGGGAAGUGUCGAUGAAUGGGGGAGGAUGGAGGAUGCGUGCGCGUCCUGCUUUGUCGAACCUACGGGCGACGCGAUACUCGCCGGGAUGGACGCGGUGCAGUCGGGCAUAGACGGACAUCUGCCGCUGCCCCGAGGCCCACGAGGACUGGUGCUCGGCCUGGUGGACGAGGGCUUCGCCGCCUAUCACGGCCGUCUUGGUUCUGACCCGGACUCAAAUUAUCUCGACAUCCCCGUAGACCCGAACUACACCGAAAGUGACGGGAACGUCGUCACGAAAAAGCGCAGCCGCUCCAACAGCUCGCGGCACCGCGGGGAAGUUGUCACGGAGCUCGGACCCGAGGAGGUGCGCUGGUUCUACAAAGAGGACAAGAGGACCUGGAAACCGUUUGUUGGACACGAUUCUCUGAAAAUCGAGUUGGCGUAUCGCAAAUUCUGCGAACUUAAUCCGACCGAGGUCAGGCGGAGGGAUGCGGGUGAAGAGGCAGAGGAUUUAUUCGAGUCACCGUCAGGAUGCGAAGCACCGGAGGUCCGGAGACAGUCGGUACCCGAGAGCGCGGAGGCUGGAGGCUCCACGGAAGAGACGGAGCUGGAUUCAGAGAGCAUCAAUGUGGAUGCAGUGUGCGUCCGUGGAGGACUCUACGAGGUGGACAUCAAAAAGAAGGACUGUUAUCCUGUAUACUGGAACCAACAGGACCACAUCCCGGUCAUGAGAGGCCAGUGGUUCACGGAUGGGACCUGGCUGCCCCUGGAGGAAGAGGACAGUGACCUCAUUGAACUGGAGCAUCUCGCCCGUUUCCGAGGCCAGCAGAUGAAAGACACCUUUGACACGGAAGUGGUGCCCAUUACAGUGGACACCAAAGAUGCCAUUCACAGUCUGAAACUGAGCCGGAGCCACGUGGAUUGGCACAGCGUGGAUGAAGUGUACCUUUACAGCGACGCUACCACUUCAAAGAUCGCACGGACUGUUACUCAGAAACUGGGAUUCUCCAAAGCGUCCAGCAGCGGGACCCGCCUCCAUCGAGGUUACGUGGAGGAGGCGGCUCUAGAGGACACGCCUCCUGAAACAACGCACAUAGUCUUUGUGGUACAUGGGAUUGGCCAGAAGAUGGAUCAGGGGCGCAUUAUUAGAAAUACAAGCAUGAUGCGUGAUGCUGCCCGCAAGAUGGAGGAGAAGCAUUUUUCGGACCGAACAAAUGAACACGUUGAGUUCCUUCCUGUGGAAUGGCGAUCUAAACUCGCCCUGGAUGGAGACACCGUGGACUCCAUUACUCCAGACAAAGUGCGAGGUCUGAGAGACAUGCUGAACAGCAGUGCGAUGGACAUCAUGUACUACACGAGCCCUUUGUACAGGGAUGAGAUCACCCGGGGAUUAACCAAAGAGUUGAACCGACUCUACACGCUCUUUUGUGAGCGCAACCCAGAAUUUGCAGAGAAUGGAAAGGUGUCCAUCGUCUCCCACUCGCUCGGCUGUGUCAUCACCUUUGACAUCAUGACCGGGUGGGACCCUGUGCGCUUUGUUCACGAAGAGGUGCCAGAUGCUAUGGAGGCUGAUGUUAGCAGACAAGAGCAUCAGCUACUGGAAGAUCUUCGAAACACCUGCUUAAGAAUGAGGGAUUUGGAAGAUACGCUUCGGCAUUUACAAACCUCAUCCUCAAGACCCUUUCCCGCUCUGAAAUUCAAGGUGGAGAACUUCUUCUGCAUGGGAUCUCCUCUGGCUGUGUUUUUGGCUUUGCGAGGGGUCCGUCCUGGAAGCAACAGAACGCAGGACCACUUCCUCCCCAAAUCCAUCUGCCAGAGGCUUUUCAACAUCUUUCAUCCCACGGAUCCCGUAGCAUACAGGUUGGAGCCUCUCAUCCUGAAGCAUUAUAGCAAUAUAUCACCUGUCCAAAUUCACUGGUACAACACCAACAGCCCCACACCGUAUGACCAGAUCCGUCCCACUCUACUGAAUCCGUCAAAGGAAAGUGCUUCUGUGUCCGAUACGGAGAGCCUUCCGAGCCCCUGCACCUCCCCUCCGCAGCCCCGCAGACACUACGGCGAGUCUUUCACCAGCCUGGGCAAGGCCAGCAUAAUGGGAGCGGCAAGUAUAGGUAAAGGCAUUGGCGGUAUCCUGUUCUCCAGGUUUUCCCGCUCUAGUGGACAGGUGGGUGGUGUGGAGGAGGAGCCAUCAGACUCUGAAGGCGGGGCUUGUGAGAAAGGGGAAGAGUGUCGGCCUCUGGAGUUAGACGAUAUACUGGAGGAGAAGACCGAGGAGAAAACUGAGGAGAAGACAGGAGACACCAGCAUGUCACAAUCAGCCUCUACCAUUAUGGAUAACUCGUCCUUGGAGCUUGAGAAACGCAUCGACUUUGAGCUGAGGGAGGGUCUGGUGGAGAGCCGCUACUGGUCAGCGGUGACGUCACACACAGCCUAUUGGUGCUCCCACGAUGUGGCUCUGUUUCUGCUAACAUUCAUGUACAGGCCAAACGAAGCCAAUGACCUGCCAGAGGACAACCCUGAAUCAUAACAAACACAUGUGAACUCUGACACAGCAUCACCUUUGAUCGCUCCCUUAAUAUAGUUUAGCAGACCUUGUUCACUGUGCAUCAGAGAUCCUGUCCUUGCCUUGUUUUCCCUCCAUUUAGAAGCACAUCCAUGGAAGAGACUAACUCUCUCCACUUCAUCCUCCGAUUAAGCCUGUUCUUAACCUCGAUGACAUAGAUGGUGGUUAUGAUCCUGCUUGUUGCAGCUUUGAUGAUUCCCCAAGCGGCGGUCGCUUCAUAUCGACUGGUGUGUAUUGACAGUGUUGUGGUUGUAUGACUGACAAAGAUCUGCUGACUUGGAGGUUCGCCUUCAGAAGGGUUUUUUUGAAAAGUACAUUAGCUGUGUUUUCUUGCCUAAAAAAAAAGGUUUUGAAGAAUUUUACAAAUGUAGCAUAAAUAUUAUAGGUUUAUUUUAUUUAGAUGAUAAAACGAUCUGUCUCACUUCUGAAAGUGGCCAAAUGUUGAGUAGUUAAUUCGAAGAGAAUAGCCAUUAGUAAACGUGAUUCAGGCAAAAAUAUAAAUUCUGUUAUUAUUUAUUCAACCUUAUGUUGUUCCAAAUUCCUGUGAUUUUUCUUACGUCAAAAGGAGAUAUUUUGAAGAACUGUACUAGUUUUCUUUCUCCGUGUCAAUAUCAGUAUUAUUUUAGUUUAAUUCAUAUGCUAUUAGUUUAUAUUAAUAUUUUGAAUUUGUUUUUUUGUUUUCAUUUUAAUUUUAUUUCAAGUUUUAUUUAAUUGUGUGUGUGCGUGUGUUUUGU
Molecule: messenger RNA, 3641 nt
Organism: Carassius auratus (goldfish)
Lineage: Eukaryota; Metazoa; Chordata; Actinopteri; Cypriniformes; Cyprinidae
Product: phospholipase DDHD1-like
Exons: 13
Coding region: 319-2871 (850 amino acids)
Cellular component (GO): cytoplasm
Molecular function (GO): glycerophospholipase activity; metal ion binding
Source: RefSeq, a predicted model, not a curated record